UGUUCAGCGUCCUUAGAUUCCUCCCGGUGAAGAAAACAGUGCGAACGAACCGCUUGAAAACAUUCCACCACUUUUGCUAACAGGUUUAGCGUUCAUUCUGCUACCCGAGGCUAUGGCCAUUCAUAACCUGUACAACUAGCCUGUAAGUCACGCUCUGCGGUCCAGAUAUGACUGUAGUCGGGCUGCUCUGUUGUGGGAGGAGAAACGCUACAUGGCUUCGAGUGGCCGUGCGCGUGCCCGCGGUGUUUUGGCGAGAGAAGGCCUCCUACACGCAAGGACAGAGUCCGGAGGCGCGCAUCCGCGAGUAUUUCUACUACAUUGAUCAUCAAGGACAGCUCUUUUUGGAUGAUACCAAAGUGAAGAACUUUGUCACUUGCUUCAAAGAUCAACAGUUUCUUGUGUUCUUCUUUAAACAAUUGAAAGUCAAUCAGACUGGCCGUUACCAACAGCACUUCCCCUUUAUCUCACUGUGUGGACGUGAGAGGAACUUCCUACGCUGUGAUGAUCUUCCAGUUGUCUACACUCACUUGUUGUCUGAGUCGGGCUGUGAGGAACGUCUGUCAUACUGCGGAGGCGGGGUUAAACUGACAGUUCCAUUCCAACCACAAUCCUUGUUCAUGCAUCCAGUCAGUGGCAGAGUGUACCACCCUGCUCCUGAGCAUGUAGGGGGUGUUGGAUUGGUACGCUCUGCACUGUCCAUAGAGCUCAGCCCUCACUUUCAGUACUCUGCAGGGCAGGACAACACUUCCCAGCCUACUCAUUUCCUAUGGGCCGGGCAGCAACACACACUGACCAAUGAGCUGUCCAGACGUUUCCUUCUGCAGUGAAAAGAAAUAAGACAACUGUGGCAAAGCUUUAUUCUCAAAUGCCCUUUGGGAAAUAUUGCAGAAGCAUUUUGAUUAAAUUGAAGGGCUUGAUGUUUGAUUGUGUGUGUGCAUAAUUGAUAAUUUUUUUUUAAUAAUCAAAUAGACACAAUUGCACAUCAAGACCUUCGGGAAAUAUUGCAGCAGCAUUUUGAUUAACAAACUGCAGUAGGUGAAGGGUUUGAUCUGUGAUUUUGUAUGUGCAUAUUUGAUCAUUAUUCAUAUCAAUAAAUCAUAUUUAUUUGAAAAACUGGGACUGUAUAUAGUAAUGUUCUAUGACAGCGAGUCUUCCAUCAAGAUUAGUUCAUGCACAAUAGAUUAAAGCCUCUGCUUUGAUGACCACAGUUGAUAACCUUGAUUUAAAUGAUUAAACCAUUUAAAAUACUAUUGAAACAAAUGUAUCUUGUAAACACUGCUACACGUGUCUGGAUCUUGAGGAAAGCCAUCCUUAUACAGUUAUACAAUCAAUACCAAACUCUAGCUUGGUUUUAAAACAAUAAUUGCCCUAAAUCUGCUACGCUUGAGGUUGUUCUACUCAGCUAAUUCAGUCUAGGAUUAACAAAUAGGGAAUGUUUGUCAUCUGUGCAUUGCCAAUAAACUUGCCGAACACA
Molecule: messenger RNA, 1474 nt
Organism: Pygocentrus nattereri (red-bellied piranha)
Lineage: Eukaryota; Metazoa; Chordata; Actinopteri; Characiformes; Serrasalmidae
Gene: c4h8orf82
Product: chromosome 4 C8orf82 homolog
Exons: 3
Coding region: 168-827 (219 amino acids)
Source: RefSeq, a predicted model, not a curated record